AUGUGAAUUGUUUUACAGUUUAAACUUUUGUAUAAUUAUUUUUUAUUCCGGUUUUUGUGUCUGCGGAAGCUACACGUAGCUAACAGCGGUAAACAAAUUCGCUGCCAAUGCCAGUUCGAGUUUCAUCUAUGAACCAUGACCAGUUUCAGCGAGUAUGAAAGCCUAAAUUUCAGGCGAUAUAAGCGCAACAACAAGGUGUUAUUAAACUUUUACAGUUUUUUAAAACUAUUUUCGUGUUUUUGUAAUGAACGCAAGGGGAGGAAUCGCAUCACAUCUACUACGAAUGAAAUAUUUGAAAUGAGUGCAACACAACUAGCUUAUUACAUUCGUAAUAAAAAGAUAUCUUCAUUUGAAGUUGUGUCUAAUUUUAUUGAACGCCAGAAACAAGUUAAUCCAGUCCUCAACGCUAUUGUUGCCGAUCGAUACGAAGAUGCUUUACAAGAAGCAAGAAACGUUGACAAAUUUUUAGAGACAACAGAAUUAACUGAAACUGAAUUAUCUGAGCGGAAACCAUUACUUGGGGUACCAAUUACCGUCAAAGAAUCUUUAUCAAUGCAGGGUAUGCCUUUGGUGGUAGGUGCGAAGAAUCGUCGUGGAUUUAUAGCUGAAAAACAUGGAGAAAGUGUUAGAAUGGUGAUUGAAGCUGGUGGUAUUCCAUUGUGUGUGACUACAACACCAGAGUUAUGUAUUAGUAAUGAAACGAAUAAUUUGGUGACCGGGAAAACUAAUAAUCCUUACAAUAUUGGAACAACAUGUGGGGGGUCAUCUGGUGGUGAAGGUGCAUUAAUAUCAUCUGCUGCUUCAGUCUGUGGCUUGGGAUCUGAUAUUAUGGGAUCUGUGAGGAUACCUGCGGCAUUUUGUGGAAUAUUUGGACACAAACCAAGCACAGGUGUUGUGGAUAUAAGUGGGCAUGUACCAUGGUCAGAAGAACCUCUGUUCAAAAAAUGUUUAUCCAUAGGACCAUUGUGUCGUUAUGCCGAAGAUCUGCUAAUUGUAACUAAAAUAUUGACAAAAAACAAUCCUCUACUACGUUUAGAUGAGAAGGUUAAUUUAAAUAAUAUAAACGUUCAUUUUAUGGAGGAUAAUGGUAAUCCCGCCAAUACACUUAAAGUACAUCCGCUUAUAAAACAUCGUAUCAAACAAUCCGUUGAUCAUUUUCGGAACAAGUGGAAAUGUCACAUUAGUGACGUGAAAUUCGACGAUGCGCGUUUUGAUCCUGUCAUUAUCGCUUUAUUCCUAAGCUACCAAAAUGACUACAUUUCAGAUAAUGUAAAAGUAGGAUAUCAAUGGAUGAAAUCAAUUUUUGGUAAAGCCGAUUAUUCAAUGGGAUUACUUCUGUAUUUACUUGGCAAAAACCAUCCGAAACUAUUGAUAGAUUCGUGUGAAACAGAUACAAUCCUGAAAUUUGUUACGCAUUUUGAACAAAAAAUUGAUCAUGUACUGGGAGAUAACGGCAUUCUUUUAUACCCGACAUUUCCAACGCCUGCUUUCAAACACGGCGCAUCGUGCUUCACAUUGUCGUCGUGCACCUACCCGGGCCUGGCGAAUUUAUUGGGACUUCCGGCGACUACCGUACCUGUCGGACUCACCGAAAACGGAUUACCCGUGGGUAUUCAGGUGAUUGCAGCAAGAAACCAGGACCGCCUCUGCUUGGCAGUGGCAAAAGAACUGGAAAGUGUUUUCGGCGGUUGGCUCCCACCAUUCGACACCAACACCGGCGCCAGCGGGCAAUUUCGCGCUGCUGCGCAAGUUUAAAAAUAUGAAUAGCGUGCGCUAAUGUCGCUGAGCUAAUGCGUGGCGUCGUUUAUGAAAAGCACCGAUUGUAAAUGGCAUUAAUAGUUAAUUAAACAAUUUGCUUCUA
Molecule: messenger RNA, 1861 nt
Organism: Dalotia coriaria
Lineage: Eukaryota; Metazoa; Arthropoda; Insecta; Coleoptera; Staphylinidae
Product: fatty-acid amide hydrolase 2-B-like
Exons: 9
Coding region: 136-1755 (539 amino acids)
Cellular component (GO): endomembrane system
Source: RefSeq, a predicted model, not a curated record